AUGGCGACGAAGACUUCCAACGGCGGUUCUGGAGCACAAACACCUCAGACCGCAGCCCAAGUGCAGCCUUGUAGAUACAAGACGGGGAAAACACUAGGUGCAGGCAGCUACUCGGUAGUGAAGGAGUGCGUGCACAUCGAUACGGGGAGAUAUUAUGCUGCGAAAGUCAUCAACAAGCGACUCAUGGCUGGCCGAGAACACAUGGUCAGGAAUGAGAUCGCGGUCCUUAAGAGGGUCUCUAUGGGUCAUAGGAACAUCCUGACGCUGGUCGACUACUUCGAGACCAUGAACAAUCUUUAUCUCGUUACCGACCUCGCGCUGGGAGGCGAACUCUUCGACCGCAUUUGUCGCAAAGGCAACUACUACGAGUCCGAUGCUGGCGACCUCAUUCGGGCCACGCUUUCCGCUGUCGCAUACCUUCACGACCACGGCAUCGUACAUCGAGAUUUGAAGCCAGAGAACUUGCUGUUCCGAACACCAGAGGAUAACGCUGAUUUGUUGAUUGCUGACUUUGGCCUGUCUCGCAUCAUGGACGAGGAACAAUUCCAUGUUCUAACCACAACGUGCGGAACUCCAGGAUACAUGGCACCUGAGAUUUUUAGAAAGACUGGCCACGGCAAGCCAGUUGAUAUCUGGGCUAUUGGUGUUAUCACGUACUUCCUUCUCUGCGGCUACACUCCUUUCGACCGCGAUAGCAAUCUCGAGGAGAUGCAGGCCAUCUUGGUCGCCGACUACUCCUUCACGCCUCUGGAAUACUGGCGAGGCGUAUCCCUUACCGCGCGCGAGUUCAUCCGCCGAUGCCUGACUGUCGACCCUGCUACACGAAUGACCGCCCACGAGGCCCUCUCCCACCCUUGGAUCACAGAGCUGGGCAAGAACAACGCAGAUGGAGAGGAGGAUCUGCUACCUACCGUCAAGAAGAACUUCAACGCGAGACGCACACUACACGCUGCCAUCGACACGAUCCGUGCUAUCAACCAGCUGAGAGCAGGUGGCGCUGCCGGUAUGAUGGAUGGUGGACGAUCACACGAGCCACGAAGAGGCGCACCUCACGCCAACAUCCCGCAGCCGGCAGAAGAGCCCGAUGACCCAAUGGAGAUUGACAGCAGAGGAAAUGGUCACGGUCAGACGGAGGAGAUGAUUCAGGAACAAGAGCGGAGGAUUCGAGAGACACAACAGGGUCUGUGGGGGAAACGAUAG
Messenger RNA from Pyrenophora tritici-repentis Pt-1C-BFP, 1200 nucleotides. Its product is annotated as SPS1, Serine-threonine protein kinase. Gene Ontology annotation, biological process: protein phosphorylation; cellular response to oxidative stress. Gene Ontology annotation, molecular function: calmodulin binding; ATP binding; calcium/calmodulin-dependent protein kinase activity. The record is from RefSeq and is a predicted model, not a curated record. Lineage: Eukaryota; Fungi; Ascomycota; Dothideomycetes; Pleosporales; Pleosporaceae.